AAAUGAAACUUAACAGAAUGUACCAUGAGACACGUUGGGUGCUUUAGUGUCGCAUGAGUUUUAGACCAUUCUAUUGGUCCUUAAGGUCCUGGCUAUGCAAAACCAGCAGGCCCACUGCUUCAGCUCUCUCUGUGACAACAGCAGACAACAAUAUACAGAUCUGUGCAACACUAAAAUUUUUGAUUGGCUGCAGUUUUAGUAAUGGAACGAGGAAGAGGAAGGAUUCUGUUCCUGUUGACACUCUGUUUGCAAGACUUCACUGGUGAAUUCCAAGUUUCAGGGCAGCCCUCUAACCUGAGGAUAGUUCUGGUGGGGAAGACUGGAUCAGGGAAGAGUGCAACAGGAAACACCAUCCUGGGGAGAGAGGUGUUUAAAGCGGGGGCUUCUCCAGUGUCUGUGACUGCACAGAGUGAGAAACAGAGUGGAGUGGUGGAUGGGAGGAAGAUUGAUGUCAUCGACACCCCGGGACUCUAUGAUACAACAAUGUCUAAAGAAGAGAUAAAAAGUGAAAUAGUCAGGUGUAUAGAAAUGUCAGUCCCAGGACCUCACGCCUUCCUGCUGGUGAUCAGACUGGGGAGGUUUACAAAGGAGGAGAGGAACACUGUUAAGUGGAUCCAGAAGAACUUUGGAGAAGAAGCCUCAAUGUACACCAUCUUGCUGUUCACACAUGGAGAUCAACUGGAGGGGAAAUCAGUGGAAGAGUUUCUGGCUGAGAGCAAAGAGUUACGGAAACUCAUCAAUAUCUGUGGGGGCAGAUAUCACUCCCUAAUCAAUGACAAGAGAGAAGACAACACUCAGGUCCCAGAGCUGCUGAAGAAGAUAGAGGAGAUGGUGAAGAAGAAUGGAGGACAACACUACACCAACGAGAUGUACCAGGAGGCCCAGAUGAAGAUUGAAGAGGAGGAGGAGAGGAAGAAACAGGAGAAGAAGGAAAGAGACAGAGAGAGGAGACAGGAUGAGGAAGAAAGAAGAAGAAGAGAAGAGAAAUUGAAUGAGUGCAAGUGGUCAGCGUUUGCCAGUAUGGCUGCAUUGGGGUUGGGAGCCAUGUUCAGCUCUCCAUGGUCGUUAACAGCAGGGGCUACAUUAGCUGCUGUUAAAGGUUAUGAAUGCAUGGGCACCUAUUUCACCUCAGAAGACCAGGAGAAAUAAGAUUUCCACAUCCACCAUCUCAGAUUGUUUUGAAAUUAAGAUGAAUUAUUGUGUUAUAUAAUAUAAAUAGAAUGUGAUCUCUGAGAAAUUAAUAAAUAAAUACAAUUUAUUGUGCC
Messenger RNA from Oncorhynchus mykiss (rainbow trout), 1265 nucleotides. The record is from RefSeq and is a predicted model, not a curated record. NCBI's taxonomy places the organism in Eukaryota, Metazoa, Chordata, Actinopteri, Salmoniformes, Salmonidae.